AUGAUGAGCACCUUGCCUUCGGCGGACGACACCCCGCCCAGCGUGCAACCAGCUGCGGCGCAGAACGCGCUCCAGUCGCUCUUCAGCAAGCAGCGACAGAAGCAGAGCCUAGGGGGCGCCAGCGCAGGCAGCCAGCGGCCAGAAGCGGGGGGCUGCGGGCCCGCCUCCGUCGACCAGACCGCGGGCCAGCCCGACGGCAACCCCGGCGCCCGCGCGGAAGGUGAGAUUGCGGAGCUGCUCGCGUCGCAAGAGCAGCCGACAUGCAUUUUGCGCAAGGAGAUCUACGAUCCGCUUGCAAAGGGAGUUAGGAUUACCCACAACGGCACGAUGAUCACGUGUGCCAACUGCAGGGUGCGCGACCAGACGCUGCGGAGGAUCUUCGGCGGGUGGCCGAUUGCGGAGUUCGACGAGCUCAGCAAUGGGGGGCAGGAUGACUUCUACAAGGAAUGCGGCUGCACCGCUGCCGCCUGCCGCGACGCAAUGAAGCAUAUGCUCAUGCAGGUGCGCAUGAAGCGUAUCACGGAAACCCGCAGCGGGCAAUACUUGCCACUGUCCGUGCACGAGAAACUGGGCUACAACACGGAUGACAUCGAGCAGAAAACGGCAGCGGCAGACAUCGAGGAUCACCCCGUUCUCGGGAAGACGUACCGAGUUGCGAUCAACUCGAUCUCUGAGGCCAGGAUCAAGGAGGUCAUUAUGCAGGAGGUGGCGAAGACAGUGGGCCACAAUCGCAAGCGCAAG
This is a messenger RNA of Prorocentrum cordatum, 741 nucleotides long. NCBI's taxonomy places the organism in Eukaryota, Dinophyceae, Prorocentrales, Prorocentraceae. The record is from the annotation of a GenBank genome assembly.